AACUCGCUAACCAGUCACCCUCUUUUCUUCUCACUCUCGUCGUCUCUCCUUUUUUUCCCCGAGUCAGUUUUAGUUGUUUCGCGACACCAAAUUCCCUCACCUCUGCCAUUGCCGCCCACUCGCUCAUCCUCUCAACUACUACAGAAUCUGCCAUGCUAGUCAUCUCUGAAGCUCCAACUAUUGCCUAAUUUUACUUCUCUUCAUCCCAUUUUCCCUUGCCUUUCAAUCAGUAGUUGAAGUUCGCAGAUCUAGGGUUUAAUGGAUGCUGCCCAUGAUCCCAAAAAUUCUAUUGAACGGCGGCGCGUGAGAGAUAGAGAUGGAGAUAGGGAUCGAGACUUAGGUGUAGAUGCUGUCGCUGGUUCCAGAGAGCAUCAGCGGGUCAAAUUCUAUCGUCUGAAUGAGGAUGGCAAGUGGGAAGAUCAAGGGACUGGACAUGUCACUGUUGAUUAUUUGGAGAGAUCAGAAGAGCUCGGUCUGUUUGUCAUUGAUGAAGAAGAUAAUGAAACCUUGCUGUCGCACCGGAUCAUCCCAGAUGACAUCUAUCGAAAACAAGAAGAUACAAUUAUUUCUUGGAGAGAUCCUGAAUAUUCCACUGAAUUAGCCCUGAGCUUUCAGGAAACUGCUGGAUGUUCUUAUAUAUGGGACCAUAUUUGUAAUGUGCAAAGGAAUCUACAUUUCAGUGCGCUUAAUCAUGAUACAUUCCACAAUGUGAACAGUGAGUUACGGGAGCUGCCUGCUGUAGAGUUGUCUACGCUUCCUUUAAUAUUGAAGAUUGUGGUAGAGAGUGGCAUCACAGAUCAAAUGCGAGUGACAGAUCUUAUUUUGCAUGAUCUAGAGUUUUUCAGGAAGCUGAUGGAUCUGUUUAGAAUUUCAGAGGACCUUGAAAAUCUUGACAGCCUUCAUGUAAUUUAUAAAAUUGUCAAAGGGAUCUUAAUGCUCAAUAGUCCACAGAUUUUUGAAAAGGUUUUUGGAGAUGAGUUCAUCAUGGACAUCAUUGGAUGUCUUGAAUACGAUCCUGAUGUUUCUCAUGUUCGACAUCGUGACUUUUUGAAGGAUCAUGUCGCGUUCAAGGAGGCCAUACCAAUUAAAGAUCCCAUGGUCUUGUCAAAGAUACACCAAACAUACAGAAUCGGUUACUUGAAGGAUGUGGUUCUUCCGAGAGUAUUGGAUGAUGCAACUGUUGCAAGUCUGAAUUCUAUAGUACAUGCAAAUAAUGGUGUUGUAGUUUCUUUGUUGAAAGAAGACAACACUUUCAUCCAAGAAUUGUUCUCAAGGUUGAGGUCACCGAGCAUCUCUGUGGAGUCCAAAAACACUUUGGUUUAUUUUUUGCAUGAAUUUUGCACUUUAAGCAAGAGUUUACAAAUGGUUCAGCAGCUUCGGCUUUUUAGGGAUCUUGUAAAUGAAGGCCUCUUUGACAUCAUCAGUGACAUUUUGCAGAGUAAAGACAAACGACUUGUCUUAACUGGGACAGAUAUCCUUAUACUUUUCUUGAAUCAGGAUCCUAAUCUUUUGCGUGGUUAUGUUGUCCGACCUGAAGGAUCUCCCCUUCUUGGUCUCCUGGUGCAAGGUAUGCUUACAGAUUUCGGAGAUAAUAUGCAUUGCCAGUUUCUUGAAAUUCUCCGCACUUUGUUAGAUUCAUACACAUUGUCAGGUUCACAGAGAGAUACAAUCAUUGAGAUUUUCUAUGAGAGACAUUUGGGGCAGUUGAUUGAUGUUAUAACUUCUUCGUGUUCGGGGGGAGGAAAGUGUACAACAAAGACUCAAGCAGAAAAUUUUGUUAAACCCAACUAUACAAAGCCAGAGAUUUUAUUAAGUAUCAUCGAAUUAUUGUGUUUUUGCGUCGUGCACCAUCCUUACAGAAUAAAGUGUAAUUUCCUUCUCAACAAUUCUAUGGACAAAGUUCUAUAUUUGACCAAGAGAAGAGAGAAGUAUUUAGUUGCUGCUGCUGUGAGAUUUGUCCGCACUGUGGUUUCUCGUAAUGAUGAAAAUCUAAAUAAUUAUGUCAUAAGGCGAAACCUUCUUAAACCCAUUGUGGAUGCAUUUGUUGCUAAUGGUGAUCGGUAUAACUUGCUCAAUUCUGCUGUUUUAGAGCUCUUUGAGUACAUACGCAAGGAAGCAAACAUGAAGCCCUUGCUCAAAUAUUUGGUGGAAUCUUUUUGGAGUCAGCUAAGCAAGUUUGAAAAUCUGGCUUCUAUUCAAUCUAUUGCAGUGAGAUAUGAGCAGUCCCUGGAGACUGUUGGAAUGCAAUCUGCUGCUGUUACGGACACGAGGAAACGAGUUGAAGAACGUGCUUUGGAUAAAGAAGAGGAGGACUACUUCAAUGAGGACAGCGAUGAGGAAGAUACGGCAUCAGCUUCAAUGUCACACAAUCAUAGAGUGCAAGCACAUAAUAUUUCUUCUAAUGGCUCUGCUCCUAGCACAACAUUAAGUUCUAGACCCGGUGGACUGGUGGAUUAUGAUGAUGAUGAGGAUGAUGAAGAUUACAGACCUCCACCUAGAAGACAGCCAGAUGCUUCUGAUCGGGAUGAAGAUACGCUAGAGUCUCUAAGCGUGAAGCGGAAGCUAGCUCUCGACGAGCCAGGAUUAGUCAAGAAGCAACGGCUUGACAAAAACUCUAAAUCCAAAGAGAGCGUCUUUACUGCCUUUUGCCCGACUCUUAGCCAAGCUGUUCUUCCGAACAAAAAGGCUGCAACUACUGCACAUAAUUCCUCCGAAAGCUCAGAUACAAAAAGGGCUGUAGAAAACAAUCACCAGCUAGAGAAAGAAGCUGACGUAGUUAGAAAUCACAUUGAGGAGAAAAGUUCAGUUGGUGACAACAGAAGUGAAGAGAAAGUUGCACCACCAAACCAUUCUGAUACAUCAUCUAAUAGUCAAGAAAAUGGUCAGUUAGAAGAGGAAGAAAAUCCCCAUUUACCUACAAAUUCCUCAUCCGAGAUGACGGUAAAUGGAUCUUAAUCUUAUGAUGGGGAUGUUGGAUUUGCUUCUAGAUUGUAGAGGAGAAUCAUACCCCUUUUGGAAGAGCAGAUAUAUCAAAGUGGCAUAAUGUUGGCACUUAUACAAGUACAUUGAAGGGGUGAUUUUGUACAGAGCUAUAGCAAAGAUCCACUAUAUGACGAGAAUAUAUUAUUUCACAAGUGUCGCCUGCCUGGUGUGUUCUGAGCAUUAACAUGUUGCUUCUGUAUAAACAUGCUUUAGCAUUGAUAUUCCGCGAGUCAAAAGGUGGGUUCUGUUCUGUAAAACUUAUUUAAGUCCAAUCUUUUUUAGUUUUUGGCAAUCCUUCAUAUCUUCCAUCGUCGUGUCAAAUGAUAACGGUCUGAAUUAGCAACAAAUGGAUUGCCCAUCACUUAGUUUGCUCAUUAACGUUGCAAUUUUGUUGAGAUCGAUGUAAUAUAAAGGUACUAGUUAGUGACUUCGA
Molecule: messenger RNA, 3415 nt
Organism: Amaranthus tricolor (Joseph's coat)
Lineage: Eukaryota; Viridiplantae; Streptophyta; Magnoliopsida; Caryophyllales; Amaranthaceae
Exons: 24
Coding region: 259-2955 (898 amino acids)
Biological process (GO): protein dephosphorylation
Cellular component (GO): protein phosphatase 4 complex; nucleoplasm
Molecular function (GO): protein phosphatase activator activity
Source: RefSeq, a predicted model, not a curated record